Messenger RNA from Suhomyces tanzawaensis NRRL Y-17324, 1224 nucleotides. RefSeq names its product phosphatase PAP2 family protein. Gene Ontology annotation, molecular function: inositol phosphoceramide synthase activity. NCBI's taxonomy places the organism in Eukaryota, Fungi, Ascomycota, Pichiomycetes, Serinales, Debaryomycetaceae. The record is from RefSeq and is a predicted model, not a curated record. Gene Ontology annotation, cellular component: inositol phosphoceramide synthase complex. Gene Ontology annotation, biological process: inositol phosphoceramide metabolic process; sphingolipid biosynthetic process. Bases 1 to 1224 code for a protein of 407 amino acids. The transcript has a single exon.
AUGUUUGACUGGAAGGUUGCAAGCAGAAACUUGAGAACAGCCAUCUUUAAUGGUCGGCCUCCACACGUCUUCCUAGCAAAAUCGGUCGUUAACCUCAGCUACAUCAUCCUUUGGUUAUUGAUCGUCAUACUCAUCAACCAUAUACCGAGGUCUCACUAUAUCUUUACCAAAUUUUUAUUGAGGUUGGACUCAUACCUUUUCGAUAUUCAAAAUGAGGCCUUUGGCUCCAUAUCGUGCUUAUUUUGCGUGCUAUCGGGGAGUUGGCUUAUCUAUGUUAAAGGAUUUACCCACAGUCGCAGGGUGGAGCAUGUGGGCGCCAUAGAGCUAGAUGAAUUGCCCUCAUCUUCGUCAUCGAGUCCCUCAAACCCCUCAAGUCCCCUAGACAAGAGUUCCAAACUUGAAAAAUUGGAGACCUACUUCAACAAUGACAAGUUAAUUCAACAUGUGAACGCGAAAGAAAACUAUAGACCGUACAAAUGCUGGAAUUUGACUGCUCCCAUAUUGCUAGCAUCUUCGUGGCUUCUUAUCAAUACACUUUAUGCGUGGAAAACUUCAGUGAAUAAACCUAACAACUUGGUUGCCUGGAUAUUCUAUGUGCCAUUGCACAUUUCAGUCCCUCCAUUGAUAGCAGGGUGGCUUUACUUAUUCCAUACCCCUGGCGCAUUAAAGUUGUUCACCAUUUCGUUGGGACUACAAAAUAUAUUGGUGGCGUUGACCCAAUUAGCAUUACCAGGAGCUUCUCCAUUAUUUUUACAGUUGUAUGGAGAGACAAAGGACCCCGACUAUGAUAUGUUGUAUACCGAUGGUAUAACCAGACAGGACAUGAAAUUUGGAUCUACUAUAUACAAGGCAGUGUAUUAUGUUGCCCCACAUAAAUUUGCAACUUUGCCUUCUGUUCAUGCAUCCAUGUCAUCAUUAGUAUUUUUCUUCGUCAGUUAUUAUGGGGAAUGGAGAUCGUUCAAAUUGCUCGCUCUAGUCAACCUUUGUGGACAAUGGUGGUCGGUGCUAUAUUUGGACCACCAUUGGAGGUUGGACAUUCUUUUGGGACUUGCAUACUCGAUGGGAAUCUGGGUGUUCAUUCGCAGCUGGAAAUAUGGAAUCAAAACUCUGGAUGAGAAAUUUAUAAGACUGAGACUUGAUUCCGAUUUUGCCAAGAGCAGCACUAUGGGAAUGAGGCUUUUCAAGGGUACGCUGUUGCAAGAUUUCUUUGAUCCUCUCCGCUAA